Messenger RNA from Megalops cyprinoides (Indo-Pacific tarpon), 3114 nucleotides. RefSeq names its product WW domain-containing adapter protein with coiled-coil-like. NCBI's taxonomy places the organism in Eukaryota, Metazoa, Chordata, Actinopteri, Elopiformes, Megalopidae. Gene Ontology annotation, cellular component: nucleus. The record is from RefSeq and is a predicted model, not a curated record. Bases 222 to 1862 code for a protein of 546 amino acids. The transcript has 13 exons. Gene Ontology annotation, biological process: positive regulation of TORC1 signaling; regulation of autophagy. Gene Ontology annotation, molecular function: chromatin binding; RNA polymerase II complex binding.
CUGUGCUCUUGUGUAGAUAGCGAGCCUGGGUUCAGUUUAGUGUGUUGCGAGUGAGAUGGACCGAGGGCGCUCUUCCGAUUAGCGAAGCCUCAGCCUGAGCAACUCCAUACACCCAGAAGUACUGAAAUAAUAGCUUAGAUCGGGUCGCCUGAAGACAAAAAAGAAAAGCAAAUAAGCUGUCCAUCUUUCGCCUCCACUUCACACACCCUAACACGGCAUUGAUGGUAAUGCAUGCAAGGAAACAACCGAGACUCAGUGAUGGGUGCAACGACCGAAGGGAUUCUCAACCCUAUCAGACUCUUAAAUACCCAUCAAAGAGUCACCCGGGCAGUGAUCACCGCCAUGAGAAGAUGCGGGACAAUUCAGACCCCAGUCCACCUUGCAAAAUGCUUCGGCGGUCUGACAGUCCCGAGAACAAGCACAGCGACAGCACCGGCCACAGCAAGGCGAAAGCAGUCCACACGCAUCGGCUCAGAGAGAGAGAUGGAGGGACCAGUUAUUCACCACAAGAAAACUCACACAAUCACAGCACUCUUCAUAGCUCAAAUUCACAUUCUAAUCCAAGCAGAACUUCAGAGGCACCUUACGAACCUGCCGACGACUGGUCUGAACACAUCAGCUCCUCUGGGAAGAAGUACUACUAUAACUGCAGGACAGAGGUGUCUCAGUGGGAGAAGCCCAAAGAGCUGCUGGAGAGGGAGCAGAGGCAGAAGGAGGCUACCAAGGUGGCGGUGGUCAACAGCUUCCCCAAAGACCGGGAUUACCGGCGAGAGGCCAUGCAGGCGACAAGCGCCAGCGGCUUCCCGAGCGCGAAAUGCACUCCGGUGGAUAAGCCAGCCCCCCAUUCCGGCACCUCCCAGUCGUCGUCGUCGUCGUCGUCAUCCGCCAGCGCGGGGCUGAACCCCUGCGGCACGCCGGGCUCGGUGGCCUCCACGGUGCCCGUGUCCCCCGUCCUCCAGUCCCCGGCCCCGCCCCUGCUGCAGGACCCCAACCUGCUGCGGCAGCUGCUCCCGGCGCUGCAGGCCACCCUGCAGCUCAACAACGCCAGCGUGGACAUGUCCAAAAUCAACGAAGUUCUCACAGCUGCUGUCACACAAGCUUCAUUACAGUCUAUGCUUCAUAAGAUUCUCACAGCUGGACCAUCUGCUUUCAACAUCACUACUUUGCUUUCCCAAGCUGCUCAGCUGUCUACUCAAGCCCAACAGUCCAAUCAGUCCCCGAUGUCAUUAACGUCAGACGCCUCGUCACCGCGGUCCUACGUGUCACCCAGAAUAAGCACGCCGCAGACGAACGCGGCGCCCCAGAAGUCUCUCAACACGCCGCCCGUGUCGUCACAGACAAAGGUUAGCACACCGGUGGUGAAAGCAGGACCAGUUUUACAGCCCAUACCUCAGCAGCCCGUCCCUGCUGAGAAACCACACGAGCACGACUCUCCACGACUUCAGCGACAAAGCAGCAGCCAGAGGAGUCCCUCACCAGGUCCAAAUCACAUCGCCUCCAGCAGCAGCAGCAGCAACAGCAGCUCGACUCCCGCCACGGCUUCCGUGCCCCCCGGCGCCCCCUCCAGGCCCACGUGCGCACUCACGCCCACACUCGCGUCACACUUCAACGAGAACCUCAUCAAGCACGUGCAAGGCUGGCCCGCCGAGCACGUGGAGAAGCAGGCCUCAAGGUUACGUGAGGAAGCCCACAACAUGGGGAGCAUUUAUAUGUCCGAAAUUUGUACAGAACUGAAAAACUUAAGGUCCUUAGUCCGCGUGUGUGAAAUUCAGGCAACACUGCGGGAGCAGAGGAUACUGUUUUUGAGACAGCAAAUUAAAGAACUCGACAAGUUGAAGAAUCAGAAUUCAUUCAUGGUCUGAGAACUAAGAGGAAGACCGAUCGCACACGGUUUGGAACCCAAGAACUGAUGUUCUGUGCCCAGUCUUAACACUUUUGAGCUGCGGUUGAGUAGGCUUUGGACCGUUGGGCUGGGCAGAGAAAGGGAGACGAGGGCGGGAAGGAGGCGUCGGCGAAGGGUCACGUGACUUGCAAAGCCCUCGGGAGUGUAGAUUUCUUGUAGAUGUAUCCAUGUUGUAAAUACAUUUUUGUAGAGUGAAGCCAUGGAAAGCCAUGCCUAUCUGAGCUUUGACAUCCAAACUAAUCAAUGCCUAAAUACUGGCUAAGUAUGUUAGCCCUCUCCACAUGUUAACUCGUCCACAGACCUUAGCUUACGUGAACAGGUGGGUGACCCGCUGCCUCGGGCGUGUGACAUAAGAUCCGCAGUGAAGCGGAGGGUCCGGUGCGCUGAGACUCCUGUAAGGAUUGUUGGGGGUUUUUUAAAUAUUCCAUGAGUACCCAGUGAAGGUUUAGGCACAAUCCAGAUAGGGGUCCCCAUCCAGACGCGAGGCUGUCGGUGCAGAGGCACCCCCACCCCCCACCCCUCCCUCCCCCUUUUCAAUGGUCUGUCACGUCUGGCCGCCGUGGACCAGAGGUCCGCCUCACUCAGCGAUGCUGUGUUCCCUCGAGAUCUCUCCAGUGCCUGGGGGCUGGUGUCAGACCCCUCCGCAGCACCACAGAACAAGUGCGGUCUGAGAGCGCCCCAACCGUCUCCCCCACCCCCCUCCCACCCCCUCCACUCCGCAGGGUAACGCACAGUGCCGACUCCCCCCCAGGGAAAGGAAGCGCACUGUUGCCCUCUUAAAAAAAACCCUUGCUUUCUUUCCAAUAUUUCCAACUGUUUUUUUUUUUUCUCCUUCCAUUUCACAACUGUACUUCAAAGUAAAAAACUAAAAAAUGCUUACUAGAUGAUUCUCAAGGCACUUUGGGUCCGCCAAGACUUCAUUCCUCUGUACAGUUGCUCAAGUAAUAAGGAGGUUUAAAAAAAAAACCAAACAGAUUUUAUUAAAAGUUGCAGUGAAUACUAGUAUAUCAGAACUGUUGUAUACAUGAUUUAUCGCUACACAUGUUUUCUUUUGCACCCUGUAUGACGGAAUGACAGCGCCACCGGAAGCUAACACUGCGAAGCAUCGCUGUGGAGUCCGGUCGACCACCAAUCGCACACGGCAGGACUGGGGCAUGGGGAAAAAAAAAAAAAACACAAGGUCAAAUGUGAAAUGUAUGUAUUGUAAUAAA